Galeopterus variegatus (Sunda flying lemur) is the source of this 1529-nucleotide messenger RNA. RefSeq names its product solute carrier family 27 (fatty acid transporter), member 2 (gene SLC27A2). The annotation marks the transcript as partial. Lineage: Eukaryota; Metazoa; Chordata; Mammalia; Dermoptera; Cynocephalidae. Gene Ontology annotation, cellular component: endoplasmic reticulum membrane; endoplasmic reticulum lumen; peroxisomal membrane. Gene Ontology annotation, molecular function: long-chain fatty acid transmembrane transporter activity; fatty acid transmembrane transporter activity; phytanate-CoA ligase activity. Gene Ontology annotation, biological process: bile acid biosynthetic process; very long-chain fatty acid catabolic process; long-chain fatty acid import into cell. The transcript is spliced from 8 exons. The record is from RefSeq and is a predicted model, not a curated record.
AACUACAAGCAGCUGUUGAAGAGGUUCUGCCAAGCCUGAAAAAAGAUGAUGUGUUCAUCUAUUAUGUGAGCAGAACUUCUAACACAGAUGGGAUUGACUCUUUGUUGGACAAAGUGGACGAAGUGUCAUCUGAACCUAUACCAGAGUCAUGGAGGUCUGAAGUCACUUUUUCCACUCCUGCCUUAUACAUUUAUACUUCUGGAACCACAGGUGCUACUCUUGCCUUGCGGGCCAAAUUUUCAGCCAGCCAGUUUUGGGAUGACUGCAGAAAAUACAAUGUCACUGUCAUUCAGUAUAUCGGUGAACUGCUUCGGUAUUUAUGCAACACACCCCAGAAACCGAGUGAUCGUGAUCAUAAAGUGAGAGCUGCAAUGGGAAAUGGCUUACGAGCAGAUGUAUGGAGAGAAUUCAUCAAGAGAUUUGGAGACAUUCACAUUUAUGAGUUCUAUGCCUCCACUGAAGGCAAUAUUGGAUUUCUGAAUUACACAAGAAAAAUUGGUGCUGUCGGAAGAGUAAACUACCUACAGAAAAAAGUCAUAACUUAUGAGCUGAUAAAAUAUGAUGUGGAGAAAGAUGAACCUGUUCGAGAUGGAAAUGGAUAUUGCAUCAGAGUUCCCAAAGGUGAAGUCGGACUCCUGAUUUGCAGAAUCACACAACUUACGCCAUUUACUGGCUAUGCUGGAGGAAAGACUCAUACAGAGAAGAAAAAACUGAGAGAUGUCUUUAAGAAAGGAGACCUCUAUUUCAACAGUGGAGAUCUCUUAGUGAUUGACCAUGAAAACUUCAUCUACUUCCACGACAGAGUUGGAGAUACAUUCCGAUGGAAAGGGGAAAAUGUGGCCACCACUGAAGUUGCUGACACAGUAGGACUGGUUGAUUUUAUCCAGGAAGUGAAUGUUUAUGGAGUACCCAUACCAGGUCAUGAGGGUCGAAUUGGCAUGGCCUCGAUCAAGAUGAAAGAAAACCAUGAAUUUGAUGGAAAGAAACUCUUUCAGCACAUUGCUGAUUACCUGCCUACGUAUGCAAGGCCCCGGUUUCUAAGAAUACAGGACACCAUUGAGAUCACUGGAACUUUUAAACACCGCAAAGUGACCCUCGCGGAGGAGGGCUUUAACCCUGCAGUCAUCAAAGAUGCCUUGUAUUUCUUGGAUGACACAGCAAAAAUGUAUGUGCCUAUGACUGAGGACAUUUAUAAAGCCAUAAGUGACAAAACCCUGAAACUCUGAAUAUUCCCAGAAGGAUAAUUCAUAAUAUUUCCACAAAUUAACUGAAUGGACCUAGCACAGCCACCUGCUGUAAUCCAACUUUAAUUUGAUUGAAGAUUGUGAAGUGCAGUUGUGUUUUUUUAGGAAAUUAUGCAUACCAAUAAGAAGAAACUUUUUUUAAAUUACACCUGAACCUUUGCAAGUGAAAAGAUUUAGAGAUAAUUAUUUUUCAAUGUGUACCUAAUGUUUGUAUUUACAAACUGAGCUUGUUGGAAGGAGGGCAUUAUUUUUUUUAAUAUAUAAUAAAAUAGAUGAUCACCAACA